Lichtheimia ornata is the source of this 2235-nucleotide messenger RNA. RefSeq lists its product as uncharacterized. NCBI's taxonomy places the organism in Eukaryota, Fungi, Mucoromycota, Mucoromycetes, Mucorales, Lichtheimiaceae. Bases 1 to 2235 code for a protein of 744 amino acids. Gene Ontology annotation, cellular component: nuclear envelope; meiotic nuclear membrane microtubule tethering complex. Gene Ontology annotation, biological process: nuclear envelope organization. The record is from RefSeq and is a predicted model, not a curated record. The transcript is spliced from 4 exons. Gene Ontology annotation, molecular function: protein-membrane adaptor activity.
AUGACCGAGCCAUCCUUGUCACCUCCAGAUUCUCCAGUUCAAGUACUUCCACGAGAGCUAACAGAAUUCCAGCAAAUAUACGGGGAGUUUCUCAAUGAUCAAGAACUUCUCGAGCUUUAUGAAACUACACGUGAGCAACGUGAGGGAUAUGCCAUCGAGGAAAAACCUGCUCGUGAGGCUCCACCAUCAUCUGAUGCUCUUCCGCCAGGAUUAAUACUUUCACCGGAACAACGUGAUUUCUAUAGCCGUUAUCGAGGACCUAUCACUGCGCAAGAUGUUCGCAAUUUACAGCACGAAACCGCCAUGAUUCGUGCGAUGAUUAAACAGCAGGAAGCAUCCGGUCAUGAUUCUCCACCACUAGGAUCUCCAUCACGUGCAUCCCCACAACAACUUGGAUCCCUUCAACAUGGUUUUCCACAACAAGGAUCCCCACAACAUGGCUCUCCACAACAAGCUUCGCCACAAGGAUCUCCUCAACAAGCUUCUUCUCAACAAGGAUCCCCACAACAUGGUUCUCCACAACAAGCUUCGCCACAAGGAUCUCCACAACAAGCUUCUUCUCAACAUGGUUCUCCACAAGGAUCUCCUCAACAACAUGGUUUUCUUCAACAAGGUUCUUCUCAACAUGGUUCUCCACAAGGAUCUCCUCAACAACCUGGUUUUCUUCAACAAGGUUCUUCUCAACAUGGUUCUCCACAAGAAGCUUCACCACAAGGAUCCCCACAACAAGGAUCCCCGCAACAAGGAACUCCUCAACAUGGUUCUCCACAAGAAGCUUCACCACAAGGAUCUCCUCAACAAGGACCUUCUCAACAUGCUUCUUAUCAACAAGCUGCUUCAUCACAAGGAUCUCCUCAAGGUGAAUCUCCACAACAAGCUGCUUCACCACAAGGAUCUACACCACCACAAGCUCCUCCUUCACCAGGAUCACUCCAUGAAAAUUUGGGAGCCAUCACGAUUCGAGAAGCUGUUGGGUUACCAGCUGAAACGCUACUUGAUACAUUUCGUAUUGCAAUGCGACGUGCUUCGAGUUCAAGUGGUGAUGAAUCAUCUGAUGAUUCUGAUGCAUCAUCCGAAAAUUCGGUGGAUCAAGCACACGACCUACUCUGGGAUCUGAUUUGGCGCCUUUGUUCAUAUGCUCUCUUUAUGCUUAUUUUUGGAACCAAGGAGAUCGUAUACAGCUUUUGCGCUUAUGUUGACAUGCUUUGCCUCAGCCCUAUUGCCAAUUUUUUCUUGUACCUUCUCAAGCAGCGUGGUUUCUAUCAAGAUCGCAACUAUAUCAAUUCACGACGAUUGUUCUUGGUUCAUGGUGUCCAAACAAGCAGCAGGAGAAUGUUCAUGCGUGUAGCUGCAUUAUGGGUCGGAUUUGCAUUCUUGCUAGUAUACAUGGCUGCCCCUGAUAAGAAACCAUUGAAACCUGGACGCCCAGCAGAAGUUGAUUUGAUGUCGAUUUACGGAGCCACCACAUCCACGAUGCAAGCAUCCACAAGCUCUGAAAGGUUUGAGAGCGAUGUAUGGAAACGAGCCUUGGAAACGACCUAUGUUGACGAGAGCGAGGAUAUCGAUUGGAAAACAAGGCUACGAUCAUGGUUGCCAAUCAGCGACUUGAGCCCUCGAGGAAUCGUUUGUUCGGUGUGUAACCGAUUUUGUGGUCAAUCCAAAGCCAUGUUGCCUGAUCAUGCAUUGAAAUUCAGUGGAUCUCAAGUGCUUUACGAACUCACCUCACCAACGUUUGGAGGAGGUAAUAAGAACGCUACUCCACCCAUAUUCAUGCAACGUGUCACCAUCUCUGGUAUGCCCUCUCCUGUCGCUGCAAUAACUGAUUACCAGCAUCCUGGGACAUGUUGGCCUAUGGCUGGCAAACAAGGAUCACUUGGUGUGCGAUUGCGUCGACCCGUAUCAGUGAAAGCCGUCUCGAUUGACUAUAUGGAUUAUCCUCAUGUCAUCACAUCCAAAAGUGCACCAGCAGACUUUGAAGUAUGGGGCUUGACUCACAAGGGUAAUCGAUUCUGGAAGUAUCCAUGGGACUCAUUGGCAUCCUUGAAGGAGGAUGAUGGCAAGGUGUAUCUUGGUAAAUUCAAGUACGACAUCAACAAGGCGAGUCGUGUGCAGACUUUCAACAUCCAAGCAAAGUCACCACCAAUCAAGGAUAUCGUAUUUCGCUUUCUCGAUAAUUGGGGCCAUGAAGAUUAUACUUGCAUCUAUCGCGUUCGUGUUCAUGGCGUUGUAGUUUAG